Triplophysa dalaica is the source of this 632-nucleotide messenger RNA. Its product is annotated as thiosulfate:glutathione sulfurtransferase. The transcript has 4 exons. Gene Ontology annotation, cellular component: mitochondrion. The record is from RefSeq and is a predicted model, not a curated record. Bases 154 to 501 code for a protein of 115 amino acids. Lineage: Eukaryota; Metazoa; Chordata; Actinopteri; Cypriniformes; Nemacheilidae. Gene Ontology annotation, molecular function: thiosulfate-cyanide sulfurtransferase activity.
AUCCUCCGUCAAUCACAGUGAUAGACAACCUUACCCAGGUAGAGCCAGCCUUGAAGUGAACUCUUGAUAUUUUCUCCAAAUAAUUGGAUUUCAUAUAUUUUAAGAAUAUAUGAACCAUUUUUAUUUUUGGAUUGUGUUCCACUGACGUCCUCAAUGUCAGCUUCAGUUGUGACUUACGAGCAGCUCAAAGCUAUGCUGGCCAAUCACAGUGUACAACUGUUUGACGUCCGCAAACCAGAUGAAUUCCAGGCAGGCCGGAUUCCAGAUUCCACCAACAUUCCAUUGGGACAGCUAGAGGAGUCACUGAAGCUCCCACAAGAACAGUUUGAAUUGCAGUUUAAGGUGAAGGCCCCACGAAAAGAGGAUGAAAACAUAGUUUUUCAUUGCCGGAGUGGGAAUAGGAGUUUGUCUGCUCUUGAAAUUGCUCAUCGACUGGGAUUCAUUAAGGCACGGCAUUACGCAGGUGGAUACAUCGACUGGGAAGCGCAUGAGAAGAAGUAACAUGACUGAUACAAGUCAUUAAAUUGCAGAUGAAAUAUUGUCUCAGUAAAUAAUAAUAAAUGAUUUAAGAAUCUUCUUUAAUGUCAAAAACAAUGAGACAGUGUUAAAUAAAUUGCAAUACAGUAACUGUA